Molecule: messenger RNA, 23300 nt
Organism: Pocillopora meandrina
Lineage: Eukaryota; Metazoa; Cnidaria; Anthozoa; Scleractinia; Pocilloporidae
Source: the annotation of a GenBank genome assembly
ACCACACGUUUGUUCUGUUUAAGGCAAAACAGUAAAUAUUGCUUGUGACUUUGAUGUCAGAAUAUGCUUCGGUGCCUUAGAAGUGCUAGCGAUUGUCAUUUUUGAUUCGUAAAUUUUUCAGUCUUUGUCGUGGGAAUCAUGAGGAAAGCCCUGAUUUUUACUAUUUUGCUGACGUUAAGCUGUUGUGGAUUCUUCGGUGGAGGGGAAGCAUCUUUUAGACGUGAGUAUUCUGGUGCCAAAAUUGAUCGGAAACUGCGAGAAGCCAACACGAGUUUUCACAGCUAGCAGUCGGUAGAUUCGUUUAUUGCCAUGUCAACAUUUCUGAUGGUGUGUAUUUUUUAUCUCUAGUUUGUAAGUCGGACUUUUUAACCGGGAAGGUGAUUUUGAAAAUUUCUAACGAGAAAUGCGACGGCUGCGAAGAAUUGGAAAAUUGUACAACUCUGGAAGGCAGCAUACAAGUUCAAAUGGUAAGAAAGGCUAGCGAUGCAGUUAUGAAACAACUCCAGUUUCCGAAGUUAACUGAAAUUACUGGACACUUGCUUGUUUCCCUGAUGUACGGUAGGCGAAGCUUAAGAGAGAUUUUUCCAAACCUUGCCGUGAUUCGAGGGCGCCAAGUGUUUCUGGAUUAUUCGCUCAUCAUUUAUCAGAAUGACGGAUUGGAGGAAGUGAAUCUUCCCUCGUUGACUACGAUUCUUCGAGGUGGCGUUCGCAUCGAGAAAAACAUCAAUUUAUGUUACGUCGAAACUAUACGAUGGAAGUCGAUUAUGAGGAAUACGAAGGUCGAUGAAUACACCUUGGUUUUGAACUCAAAUAAUAAUGAUUGCUAUGAUAGAUGCUUCCAACAAAAAUGUACGCCUCCUGCUGGCCACGGGAGUUUAACAAAUCAGUACUGUUGGGCACCAGGUGCAGGUUCAAACGCUGAUUGUCAGGCAUGUGAGUAAAAAUGUUUAUUUUCGCAUUCUAUGGCUUGAGACUGAUGUGAAAAUCACACACAUGAAUUGAAAGAUAAUUUAUUCCGAACAACCCUGUUAUUCUGACUGCUCAUUCAAAUGUCUCUGUUGUUGCUUAAUUAUAAGCUUCAAUUAAAAGCUUAUAAAUAUUGCUCGGUGAUUUACGUUUUAUAAAGUUUUUCUGGUAAACUUGAAAGGAAUGUAUAGUUGAUAUGUGUGUGAAAAUGUACGCAAUUCUCAUCCGUUGCUUUGGCGAUUUUGGCGUUUUUGCGAUUUUUUUUCCUGUGGGAAACCAAUAUUUACGAACAGGAAAAACUCUCACGUCUGUUUUGGCGAACUAAUAGGACUCUUGCAUGUCUCUUUGGCGAUUAAAACGGAUAUAUUAUUCGAUUCCAUGGCUUUUUAUGUUUUCUAGCAAUCAAAUUAUGACAAAAUAAUGUCCUAAGACUCUGCCAAUUAUCUAAUUAGCUCACUAAUAAUGUUACUGCUUUUGUCAAGAAGUUCAUAGAGGUCAAAUAUUUGUGGUAGCUUAUCAAAGUGGGUAAGCAGACAUUUUUUCAUAUGAUUGAUUGAUUAGGAACAUUCAACAGGUUUUCUUUUGAAGGUUACCAUUUGAAUGGCAAUUUGUAACCUCUGUCCCCAUGAAGGCCUGCACAAUCAUUUUUAUGAUAUAAUGCUCUGUACUACACAAUUUUUACUGAAAACAAGUAUCACACAAGAACCCUCAAAUGCCAGGAUGCUCUUUUUGUAGGGUAAUUGAACUGGUUGGAGCACAAUUUGGUCUGAAAUCAUACCUUUGAUUUCAUAAUGGAGCAAGGAGCACAAGUCUCAUUUGAAAUCACAAAAUAUGUUUUCUGACCAAAAUUGCACUCCACUUAGUUCAAUUACCAUUAUUUGUUAAAUAUGUUUUGUAAUCACUGGUGAGCUGUGCAAUCUAAUGGGUCUCUAGCGAUUUAUCCACGAAUGGUGCUAUUUUUUGCUUUAAAUUGCAGUUUUCCCAGCCAGUGAAAAUGCAAUAAUAAAACAAAAUAGCCAAUCAGAUUUUAAGGCUUAUUUAAAGUAGCUGAUCAAACUGUUGGUAAAUGAAAGACAAGUAAGCUGUUGCAUGGCAAAUUUUGCAGCUGUUGUCCCCAAAACUUUUCUCUUUUCCCAAAAAAUAAGGGAUGAAUUGAUUUUUUUAAAGAUUCUCAAUAACAAUAAUGAGAUCCUUUCAGCUGAAGAUCAAGACUUUUAGACUUUCCUUCUUUCAGUGUUUAUUUAAUCGAUUUCUAACAGAAGUGGAAGUAUAGCUCAAAUAUUGGUCAAGUAUCAAUAAAAUAUCAGUAAACCAAAAACUUUAUUAGCUGACAUAUGUAUGGACUGAGAGAUCAACAAACUGCUGCUCUUAACAUCAGCUUUGAAACUCUUUACAGUGGCCAAUUUACCUUAUCAACUCAGUUGAUAAUACUAAAGUACCCUGUUAUACCCUUCCACUGACAUUAAGCACCAUAGUUUUUUCGGAAACUUACCCCCUCUAUUUAUUUAUCAACUAACUUAUCUAGCAACUGUCGACUGAUAAUUUUGUCGACUGAUAUGUCAACUGAUAUAUGCAGCUGGAAACAUCAGCUUUGAAACUCUUUAUGGUGGCCAAUUUACGUUAUCAACUCAAUUGAUAAUACUUAAUUACCAGAUUAUACUCAGUCUCACCCUGAUGCAGCAUCACAGUUUCUUGAGAAACUUGCUCCCUUUACUUAUUUAGCAACCAACAUAUCUGACAACUGUUUACUGAUUUGUCAGAUGAUCUAUGUUAGGCAAGACUUUGUGUGCUACAUGUUACCUCUGGAUUGUAUUUUACUAUAAUAGUAAUUAUGUGGACCUUGAUUAUCCAGAGUUUUCGAUUAUUCAGACUUGCCCUUCUGGUCCCAUCUUUUCAUGAAUAUUGAUACAUCACAUUCAAGAUCAGUAACAACUUUCUUCUAUCAAACACAACAUGUGUAAUGAAACUUCCACUGGAAUUGAAUUUGCUCUGUUUUUGAAGCUGUUGAAUGUAUCACAAAGUGUUUAACAUGGAUGGAAAGACAAAAAAGUGAUGACACUAUUCACCUAUCUUGGUACCCUAAAAAGAAUCAUGUAGUGACCUGUGUGCAUUACAGCAGCUUGAAGCUGAUUUUUGUCAGCAUUUUAGGUUGAUGUAAAACAUUAUUGGUCAGCCCUGAUAAAUUUUUGUAAAUACUUUCAGCGAAUUGUAACAGUUUAUGUGCAAUGAUUUUAAAAUAUGCUUAAAUUCUUGCAUACCAUUAAUAUGUGUUCUCUCUGAAGUUGUUCUGUUUUAUUUUUUGGCUCAGUAACAUUAAUAUUUUUUAUUAUUGGGACUUGCAAUUAUCCAGACCAUAGAAACCAGUCCCCAAGAGUAAGGAUAAUUCAAUUUUGUCUCUAUAAUGUAUAAUGUAUUAACAGCACAGUAUUUUGUUAUUUUCUCUCUGUCGGUGUUUUAUCUGGUAUGAAAUGCUCUUUUGGACAGGUACUCACCAAAGUGUCUCUGUGAGCCUCUUUCAUUUUCAAAUGGCUUAUUUGUUGAGUGCAUGAAACAAACAAACCAAAAUGUUUGAUUUUAAAGUUAGUGCAUUUUCUUUUGUCAGUGUGUGACAUGAAGUGUGGUGACUCAGGCUGUGUAAAUGGAGGUCUGAUUGGAAAGAGCACCUCAUGUUGUGACAAACAGUGUCUGGGAGGAUGUACCAAAACCAACUCACCACAUCACUGUUAUGCCUGCAGAAAUUUCCGUAUGCCAAAAGGGGAGUGUGUUGAGAAAUGUGGCCCUGGUCUGUAUGAGGUACAGAGAAUUACUGUACUUUCAUGAUAUUUGGUUGCAAUGUUCUAAAGUGUGAAAGGUGGUUAAGUAACUGUACCAUAGUUAGUUUGUUGGAACAUUCAUUAAUUGUAAGAAAACAGAAAUCCCAGUCCCCAGCAAGUGCUCAACUGCAUGUACUGAGCUGUUGGGAUAUCUAAAAUAUGAGGAGUUUCAAUAAAAGCUGGGUAGGGGUGGUCUACUGACAGAUUUAUUUUGCCUCACUGAAUGAUCAAAAACUGGCAAGUGAAGUACAACAUAGAUGAAUGCAAAACAAUGCUUAAACUCAUAUUCGAGUGAAUUCAGCAGAGAGCUUUAUUAAUCCCAAACAGUGAUCAAGAUCAAAGAACUGCCAUCAAUAUCGGGUAUUAUCAUAUCCAUGAAGAAAGGCAACAGGGUUUAUUACCUGAUCAAGUCCAUUCUAUUGCAUAGGAAAUUGGUUGGAAUUUUUUUGCGACAAAAUUCUUCAGGAAGAUCACUUCUUAAACACACUGCACUAGUGUGGUAGCCAUUGUUGACCUCUUAAAGUGACUAGCAUCUAAUAUCUCCUACAAGUUCACCCCUGAAUCACACACUGAGGUGAGGAGAGUAAAGGAAAUGAUCACCAACUAAAGACACAGACACUCUUCAUUGUUAAAUAGAUUGUCCUUGUCAGCAGUUUAGGAAAUAUAUACUAUAAAGAAGAGUGUGGAGUAAAGCUUAAUUUAAUUUAGUGAGAUUUUCCUAUUAGAGUGAUUGUUAUUUUACUUUCAGAUUGAUGAGUUCAAAUGCAUAGAUGACUGCCCUCGUGGUUACUUGAAACUUGGAAUGAAGUGUGUGAAAGUCUGCCCAGCAGGCUAUAAAGAAGGAAAAAAUAAAUUAUUGUGUUUGAAAUGUACAGCUGAAAAAUGUCCAAGGGGUAUGUCUAGGGCUAUUUCUUGGGAUUGACAUUAUAAUUUUGUGUUUCAUGACCCACAUAGCAAUUAAAGUACUGGUACAGUAUGUGAGGUAAUGAAGAGUGGGAAACUUAGGUUUCAAACUCUGAUCAACUGCAUCUUGGGUUUGUAUAAGCUUCUUGAAUCCACCUAAGUCCCCUUGUGUGAAGAUGAGGCUUUGUAAACUUGGAAAAAGUCCUCAAUUGCUUGGUUAUCAUGGUGUUACUAUUUCUGGAGAGUUGGUUCAGCCAACAUGGGGUGUGUUGGAAGAUAACAGGGAACUUACCCAAACCAUGAUAGCAGCAAAUCUGCUCACCUACAUUUUGGUGAAGCUGAGGUGUGGUGCCUUACAAGACACUUAACACAUCCAGCCAUUUGCAAUAUUCAAACUAGAAAUAUAACUUUUUAAAUUCACAUUGUUUUCUGUAUUUUUCUUCAAGGUCCCUGUUCUGUCCCUGAAAGCAGUUUUCAUGUAUCACAUUCAAAAUUUACUGCUGAUGUAGAUACUUCCCUCACUUAACUAGUACAAUAUUGUUAAGAUCCUUCUUAACCAUUGACUAUUGUUUUGUUUCAUGUUUUUAUUUCACAGUUUGUAAGACCAAAGAAUCAGAAAAAACAACUGACAUAGAAUAUAAAAUACCAAUUGACUCUCUGGAGACUCUCAAUAAAUACAAAGGCUGCACAGAAAUUGAGGGAAAUCUGAUCAUUAAGAUUAGAGGCAGCGGUGGCUCAGGUCUGUUGACAUUGGCCCUUUCCAGAAUAGUGUAUAUCAAUAUUAAAAUUUCAUUUAUUACAAGAAACUUGUUGUCAUAUCUGAAAACCAGUUCAACCAUUUGAUGGCUAAAUUCUCUACUUCAUAUGCAAAAUCUCUACAAAUUAAAAUUUAAUUUCACAACAGAAAAUGCAAAGUAGAACUUGCAGAAAGAACAGUUAAUAAUCAGUGUAUAUGUUGAUACAAAUGUAUGUUGUUGUUAUUACAUGUUGAUCAUAUUUUUCCCUAUGAUUUAAACUUUCUAUAGGCAAUUAAAUUUCACUUGUGAAUAUUUUGCAAGGAUUUUUAUUCAGGGGGUCUUUGAUUUUGCUUAUUUUACAAUAGCCAAAAACGUGACCUAUGAAAUUAAGUACCACUGAGGUAAUUUUAUCAUAGUGGAGCAACAAUUUUAUCAUAGUGGAGCAACAAGCAGCGAGGCACUACUGUUUAUCUCACAUCAUACAUUUUGAUUUCAAUUGACAUUGGAAGUUGUUAUGUUGUGAGGUAAAGGAAAUACUUCCUUUACCAUUUUUGCUGGUUUUUGUAUUCACGUCAGGGAAUGAGCAGUUACUUGCACAUGGUAAUGACUUGUAGAAGGUUAAAUAUGUUAACAGAAAUUUUUCUGAACUUCCUAGGUAUUGGAACACAGCUGGAGGAGAAUUUAGGGCAAAUUGAAAAAGUGAAGGGCUACAUUGUGAUCAGAGAGUCCGCAUCUCUGACUUCUUUGAACUUUUUCAAGAAUCUGCGGGAAAUUCAUCCAAGGCGUAUCUUUAAUUUUCUCUCCCGCCCCCCAGUUAAAGAAACAGUUUUAUACAAUGAGAGGUGUGUAUAGAAUGAGAGCUAAUGACAGGGAUUUUCUGUGGUUAAAAAGUUGAUAUUAUUAAUCCUUGAAUAAGCAACCUUUGGUGCCUAUUUCAUUCUUAUGUGGAGAGGAAGUUUGCCUAUUUUGAGGGUGUUGCCUAAUUGACAGGACGAUCUGAUUUAAGGCACUUUUCUAGUUGACAGUUGGAACGGCUUGUAUAUAAAAAUAGGGACAGUGCAGGAAGGCACUUAUUCAAAGUGAGUGCUUAUUUCAGAGUUUGGUUGGCAGAAGAGGCACUCAUUCCUAGGGGGCUUAUUCAAGGUGGCACUAAUUUGAGAAUCUAAGGUGAGCCCCACUUUAACCCCAGAGGUCGUGAGAGUAAAGAAAAUAAUUGCUGACUAAGAUCUUGAUUUUUUAACAAGUUCUUCUUGUUUGCAGCAUAGGAAAUGUCUUGAGAACAGUAAGGAGAACAUGCUUUCUUAUAUUGGUGUGCGGAUGUAAGGGGUUGACACAAGCAGUGGCAACAAUGUGUUGAUGAGUACAGUUCUUGAUGGUAUGGACCUAAAAGUUAACCGCUGAUGGUUUGCAUCGUUUUUUCCCUACAGGUAUGCCUUGGCCAUCCGUGAUAACCCCAAGCUAGAAGCCUUGUGGCCAUUUCAACAGAAUCUAACAAUCAUUGAGGGAGGAAUCAUGGUGCACUUGAAUCCGUACCUAUGUCCAAGCCAGAUCACUCCACUUAUCAAUGAUAUUCUGAAGUGGAAUAGGAAUGACAGUAACAGAGUUCUUGAUAUCUCAGACACCACCAAUGGAAACGCUGUAGCAUGUAAGCAUAACAGACAGUUAGUAUAAGAGUCCCCAGGCCUCCCUAGUAAGGAUUGGAAAGCCUUCUGUAUGACUCGUGAUAAUUUGGCCAUAAUGAUUGGCCUGCCGCUCAGUUGGUAGAAUGUCUGACAUAAAUUGAAGCAGUCCCCCACAUUCUUGAUGUGAUUGAAUUUUUUCUUUUUAUUGGCAGGUAAUGUUCGAAAGAUAAAUGUGACUGUAGAAGAAAUUACAUCUCCAAAAGGAUGUAACCCAGUUUGUGUGAAAGUGGAAUGGGACGACGCUAUCAUCAACGAUGAUUACAGAAAUGUCUUGUUUUACACUCUAUCAUACAGAGAGGCGUAAGUGCUUGACUCGGUUUAAUGCCAUUGUCUGUUUUAUUAUGCUCUGUUCUACAUUUUCUAGAGUUAUCAAAUAGUUAACCCUUUCACUGCUAGGAGUGACUAAAAAUGAAUACCUUCUUAGGAUAGCCUUGUGAGCAGGCCUGUAGGACGACGAGUCAGGGAGUGGUUUUCCAGGGGUGAGUGCUAGACCCUUGGAAAACCUCUCGCCUGUUAUAAGAAUUGCUCUUGCCAAAACACAUUUUUGAGCAGAAACGGGAUGAAAGAAAGAGAGAGAGGACUAAGAAGCAACCAAGGGAUAAUGUUUGCUUUAACAUAUUCAAUUCGCAGAGCUAUCAUUCAGGGCUGUCAAAAAGUUUGAAAUUAGAAGGCAAAUAAGAAAUAAUAGGCUGCCAGGUUAUUGUGGCUCCCUUGUCACUUCCCGACAGUUUAUUUUGGCUUCACCGCUCGUAUUUGCAGCUCCCUCCCUAGACGCUUCCGAGAGCACGCGGAUACAAAGUCCACUGGCUUAUGUCACGUAUGCUAAUUCCUGUUAGCCUCGUAAUAAACAUUUUAUUCCGUAACGUCAGUUUGGAUAUUCUCCAUACUGUCCUUACAAAUUCCCUUUGGUCUGACCAGGAGAAUUGGUCCAACAAUUAAGAGCAUCUUUGGGUGGUGAUCAUUUUCUCUAUUCUCAUGACUCAAGUGUUUGAUUUAGGGGUGAUAUUGUAUGGAGAAAUUAGAUGCUUAUUAGUCCAUGAUGUGUAUUAAAUCCUGUAGCCCAAAUAGGCAAAUAACAGAAUAUACUGAUGUGGAUGCCUGUAGCAGCGAUAGUGGAGACAUGUAAGUCAGAUUGACUUGUCACAUUUUGUCCUAGUGGCUAGCAUCUUAAGCAUGGAAAUGAAUGAUACGUCUGUACUGUUCCAGAGCACAAACAAUUGUUGUUUUCUCCAGCACAAUCAUGUAAAAUUAUGUGAAAGGUUAAUGAUUUCGUCCAUGAACAAGUAUGACAUAUACUGUAUGUCAUUCAAUUUCUCUAUUAAUGAUCGGGGAGGGGUGAGUUUGGGUCAAUUUUUGCUGGGUUUGUGCCGUAGGCCACUCUGGUAGAACCCUUACCCCACAGUAGUCUAUUCUGUGGCCAACUAUAGACCCUGUCUUAGUCACUUUUGGUAAUACGGUGACAACGUUUUAACUGCGAGUCUUCCCGUUUUUAAAUCCCUAUUUACGAUAAUUUUCUUGCACCCAAGAUCCCGAAAAUGUGCCCUGCUGAACCAGUUUUACAUGAUCUUCUACAUGAUUUGUAAUAAUCAUCUAUCAGUCUCAAAAGAUUAGGAAAGUGUUCUGUGCUCCAACAUGCGAAUGUGACAAUUUCCAGUUAAAACCUAUUUUGAUAGUUAUUAUUAACCAUUUAGGGAUACAGCGGUUGUAGUAGCCACUUUGUUCCGACAAAUUUUAUUUUGUAGUUUCUUAAAAAACAAACAAGCAAGUGCACUUAUAGAUUUGAUAUCUGAAAUAAAGGCUUCGAAGUCUGUUAGAGAUUAGAAGCAGGGACAAACACAUACAGAAUCUCAUUGUAAUUUUUAGUUUGCCCACGCAGAUCAACUGAUCACUAAAGAUUCAUUGAAUGUAAUUUAAGCGUCAAUUUCAAAGUAUGUUUUGUAUUCUCAUUUACACAGCUGGACGCGAAUUGAUCAUACAGUUCCGCCCCCAGAGUAAGCACACUUUACUAUCAUUUCUUACUGAUUUGAUUAGAGCAAUCUUCAUUUGGGUGACUAAAGUGAUCCGGGAUCGCUUUGGUCUUGCCGUAUAUCGCUGUCUGAUGGUUUACUGGUUUCAACCAACCACUCAAACUAAUAAGUCACGGUUUUUCAAUUUCGAAAAACUUUUUCGGUUAAUUUUAAAACAGAAUGUUUCUCAACAGAAUACCAGUACUUGAAUGAACUUUGUGUUCGAAAAGUCAAGAGGUUUCCUUUUUCUCUACUUUGUUUCCAUUAAAGAUUUCGAUUAACGGUUCAAUUAUCUUUCGGUUAUUUUGCGAGACAGUGGUUGUUUCCCAUGUUUUCUUUUGAAAUUUUGCGCGGGAAAUUGAUGCGCGGCCGGCCGGAAUCGACCCCAUCGCGCAAAUUGGACAGAAUACUGACUUAGUGCCCAUCAUCCAGGAAAAGAUAUGGAAACCAGUAAACCGUCCGGGAAAUUUUGCGAAAUGAAAGUUACUUGUUCGAUGUUAGCAUAUUACAAUAACAAAGAUCUAGCUACUGCUACAUGAUUCAUUUUGUUACGUCGUUUGCAGAGUAAAUGUUUCUAGAGGCUUGAUAACAAAGCGUCGGAAGAUUGAGAGGAUAAUUAAAAAGCUGAAGCCGUAUCAACUGUAUGCCUUUCAAGUUGAGGCAGUUGUACUGAAGAACGAUGGUGCAAAGAGUGACUUGGUUUUUGUUAUGACAAAGGAGAGCAGUAAGUGAAGAAAUCAAAGAUCAGUAUCACGUUCGCUCUUACUCCUACACAGCCUACGGGGCAGGUGCAAUUUUGGCGGGCGAGUACUCGCACCUGUCGACUGCACGACAAAUAUCUAUCUUGCAGAAAACUAUAGCAGCCAUCUUUAAUUUUUAUAGUAGCGGAAGGCUGGAAAGGGAGCGAAAUUUUUGCUAAGGCGGUGAGCGAAGCUCAAAUCGAAGGAGAGGGGGAAAGGGUGGGGCGAUGAAUGUUGUUGGGUGUGGGAAAGGGUAGGUGACCAUUUGCCUAGAUAUUGGCACCGAUCCAAAUUUACUAAUGACCUAUCUAUCAUGCCUCUCUUUCGCUGCGUGCCAAGUUUCUGUUGGAUGUGAUUGUCCUUUCAGAGCCUUCCCAGCCGGUCGGUCUCGAGGCAAACUACCUCAACUCUUCUGCAUUACUUGUGACGUGGGAACCUCCGUUGUUUCCAAAUGGGAACAUAACCAAGUACAUUGUGAGUUACGAAAUAAGUACAUACUCUGCCUGGAAAGCUGAUUUGGAUUGGUGCAGUCGACAGGUGUUCAGUAACAGACUUGGUGGUAAUAACAAUGGAGAGGGAAGCACAGAUAACACUCCUGAUGGUGAGUUUGAAUGAAAUAAAAACUAGCCAAAAUUACUCAUGGCUUGUGCAUAGGGCUAGGGAGUUAGGGGUCUGUUUUGAAAUCCUGUCUGGGGCUAUUGCACUUUUCUCUUUAGUUAGACUUCAUAUUCUAUACCCGCGAGUUGAUCGGGUGUGACCAGUUAUGACCGAAUGGUCAGGAAAAUCUGAAGAAAUACUGGGAGUUGACUUACGGUGGACGAACAUUUCAGACACCCAGUCAAUUGUUGGUAAUUGUGUCAAAUGUAAUAUCUGUUGAGGUCUACGUGACAAAUUGAUUUCAUGUUGCCGAGCACCUGUUCAGUAGUACAGGGCGUGAAAUUAAUUUUUUUUUUCUGGUAGCCACUUGGCUCCUAAAUUCUUCAAAGUGGAAGCCAAUUCAAAAAAAGUUGGUCGCCAUUUUCAAAGACAAACAAAACCUUUUUUCACGCUGUCAUCGUUCUAGAAAUUAAGUUAGGGAAAAGAUCUUUAACUUGCUACAAAGUGGACAUUAGGAUGGAUGAUGUGCUGCGUUUUGGAAAAAACUUAAUGAGGAAGUUUGCUGCGGAUUUAUCUUUGCAGAUAUUUUUAAUUCACUAUAUCUCUAGGUAAGAUUAUGAUAAAAAUUCUAGUCGCCAAUUUGGCGACCAAUUUUCAGGAUUUGGUCGCCUGUAUUAGGCGCAAUUUCACGCCCUGUAGUAGAUAACGGAUGACGUCGAAAUGUGGUAAAUAUAGAGAAGAAUCGUCCAAAUGUGGUAAGAACCCAAACUUGGCACAUGAAACUUACCGUAUUUUGACUUCUUUUGUGAUUUGUUACCGAACAUACCCAUGGUAACAUGAAAUUAGGUUGUGUUAUAUGAUGAAAAAGGAAAAAACGUUUUACGGUAAUGUCAUCUAUGCGUCUUUCCUCCAGAAGAUCAUCAUAAAGAACCAGUGGAGUGUGUUUAUAAUUCAGCCAAUGAUGUAGACGUUGUUGAAUUUGCGCUCACCUAUGAUCUAUCAAGUAACAAGCGCGUAUGUGACGUUAUCACCGGCACUGUUGUCGGCUUUUUAUCGCGUGAAGCGAAAUUCUUACACAUUUUUGUUUUCUUUAACAUUUGAUUUGCUUUCAAUGAUAUCCUAAAUUCUGCAGGAAACUGCGUAACAAAUUUGACUUGUACCUGUGACGAUAAGGAGGAAGAAAAAAUGAAACCAGAAAAACAAUCAGCAUUAUUCGCGAAGGAGUUCCAAGACGUCUUGUACAAAACACUUUUUACGAAAACAGAAGACGACGACGAACCUCCAACAAACAAAACUGUGUUAGCGACGACCGCACCUACCACAGGCUUAAACCAGCCGAACUGCAGUAAUGAUGCACAGGUUAGAUCAAUAACCCUGUACACCCUAACAUCAGUAUGCAUAUUCUCAUAAGUGUUCUUUGUAAAUUUCCUAUGGUGCGGGCAAGGAGAACUUGUUCAAUGAUCAAGCGGUUUUUUGGUUAGGAAUCAUUUCCUUUAUUCUCGCGACCAUAAUGUGUGAUUGAGCAGUGAUAGCGUAGCUAGGGAGAAAUUAUUUGCCAGUCCUCAUCACGUGUAAAGGGCGAAGAGAUAUUCUAGCGAUGGGUUAAUUAAACAGUUGAAUCAAUAUGUUAGUGGAUGAGUUUUAAGAAUUUACGAGAGAGGACUAAAAUCACAGUGGAUACUCAGUUUCUUUCUUUGUUCUUCCUUUGUGACGUACGUAAAACAUCCUUCAGUCACUAUGUAAUGAUGUGAAAUAAACUGCCGACUGUUUUUGGGUUGUACUAUUUCUACAUUACUCAAAAAGUUGAGUUAAAUACUUAAUAAAUAGAUUCGUUAAUGUUGCCGUGGAUCUGUACAGUAAAAGAGCACAGAAGACCUCGAAUGUGUUAAGAACAAUGGAGCGUGUCACCGACGUUAUUAAUCUUCUCUAAUCUGCUACGGUACAGGCCCACGGUAACAUGGAAUUUAUUUGUUUGAUGUAAUAAAGAAGAAAAAGGUUGCUGAUGGUGAUGUCAUCUACACAUCUGUCCUCCAGUAGAUAUUGAGUAAGUACCAAUCAGAGUACGUUUAUAAUUCAGCUUACCAUAGAAUAUACCUCGGUAUUAUGUUCCAGAAUCCCAUGUGUCAGCCUACAACAGCACCAUCUGGUAAAAAGACAACAUCAUCCAAGUUGUCUUCCACAUCAGUUAAACCGACUUCCAUGAGACCCACAGUCCCAGCAACCAAGCCUAAUGCUUCUCUCGCUGUGGAUGGCAACGUUAAUAAAAUCCCUUUAACAAACCUGAGGCACUUCUCUGACUACACAAUCACUGUAAGUAUAAAUGUAUGAGGCUACGUUUGCGCAAUGACUGCUCGUUGCGCUGCUGAAUUACUUAAACCAAUUUUAAAAUUGGUUGGAUUUUGAGGGGAAGAUUUUUGAGUACAUUCCCUCUGAAAUGAUCGAGUCCACCAGCUCGUUGCCACAGCAGGGUUUCCCGGUUUUAUCCUUGUGUCGCGACUCGAAGAAGCGCAGGUAACCCAGCAGCAAUUCAUCAAAUUUUCUCGAAAGUUGCUGUCGCUUGUUUAUACACCUGGGCUAAAAGACACACUGUGAAAGUAAAUUGUCGUGUCCAAGAACACAACUAAGAUACCGGGCCAGGGGCUUAUUUCUCUAAAUUUUCGGUUACAACCGGUUCCGCAAAGCUGGUUUUAUUUUUCGUGUUUGCAUUCAAAUCGAGGUUUGAAAACUUUAAAAUUCAAAUUAUAGAGAUUUGAGUAAAUUUAACGAAAUGUAUUGUUUUUUGAGUUAAGACCCGCAAUACUCUUCCUUAGCUAAAGAUAUGUAAAUUAUGGCUUCGGUUCCGUAAUGUUAGCAGGACUUUCGAGAAGCAGGCAACGGAACUUGCGAUUUGGUGUCCAGUGCGCUUACAUGGCGCUUACCGCCAGGGCACCUGUUCUUUCGCGCGCUCUGACGCCUUAAUGACAAGGGUUAAAGUCAUUUUCGUUUUCAGAUGUUUAGCCGAUUAACCAUAGAGAUGAUGAAAGUAGCUUCCUUAUUUUGUUCCUUGGCGUGACGUAAGAGAUGUGUGACUGUCACCGUGGUCUUUUUCUGAGGCGUCACGCGUCACGCACUGAGGCGUCACGCAAUGUUCCAUUGUGGAUUGUCACAAAGCGAUUAAGAGCUGACAAUAUUACUAAACUUUUAACUGAAAGAUUACCGAUAGAAAGUAUUGAAAUUGGUCUGUUGCUACGUUUUUUAGGUCUGUGCCUGCACAAAGGUUGGAUGUGCAACUGGCUCUUCUUGUGCCACCACAAAGGGAAUGACAAACAAAAACGGUGAGUGAUAUAGCAUAGGUUAUUGUGGCGUAAUGUUUCCACACAAAGCCCUUUACUCCUUAACAUCAAUAUGCAUAUUCUCCAUACUGUUCUCCUUACAUUUCCAAAGGUGAUGACAAGGAGAAGUUGUUAAAAAAAUCAGGAGCUUUAGUUGGUGAUCACUUCUUAUAUUCUCGUGACCUUGAUGAGUGAUUCAGGGGUGAUAUUGUAAGGACAAAGUAGAUGCUGGUCACUUCAAGGGUUCAAAAUGUUAAGGAACCAAGUAGCCCAUCCCGCUGGAGCUUAUCCCACCUUCCAUAGCAUGAAGCAGAAAAAGAGUAUCACUACUCUCCCCUGGAUAGGAUGCCAAUCCAUGGCAAGGUUAACCCCCCCCCCCCUUCAACUUUUCAUUUCGUUUCCCUGACAGUUCGCUAAUACCCAUUUAUACUCCUGGGUGGGUGGGGAGGGUGGGGAGAGGCACUGUGAAAGAAAACUAUUUUACCCACGAAAGCAACGCAAAUGACUCGGCCAUGUCUCAGUACCGAAACCUGACCUUACCUGACCUGACCUUUUUAUGACAUUUAUGAAGUUGUUUAAGCCCGUCUUUUUUCUGGUCUUGAUUUCAGAAACGGCCGACAAUCUUGGAGGACCCCUAAAAGUCAAGAUGGACAACAACACUGGAAAAGUAAGCAUAUUUCUUGUUAUGAGGUUAAUUGUUUUCAUUGCAACCCACAUUACUUUCCUCGACUGGUGUAACGUUACUCUUCAAUAAUGAAGUUAGUCGAGGACCGAGUAUGGCUUUUGAAAACUUCAAAAUGGAAGAGUCUUUUAACAGGUUCCAAAGAAAAUGGCUGGUUGCGGGGAUGGUGCAGUGUCGAGAGCGCUCGCCUCCGACUGUUGUGGCAUGCAUUCGAUUUCUGGACGUGGCGUUCCAUGUGGGCUGAGUAGUGUAUUGAUACUCGUCAUUGCUCCUAGGGUUUUCUCCAGGUCCUCCGGUUUUCAUCCUUCUACAAAAACCAACAUUUCAAAUUCCAAUUCGACCAGGAAACAGUGAACAAGAAUAGCCACCGCGUGGAUGUUCACUGCUAAAUUCCGUGAAUUUCCAUCACUCGAUUGCUUCUCAUGAGGCUCUUGUCAUGGCUAAUCAUGGCAUUUUAGAGUUCUCUGUAGCUCAGUGGUUGAGCAUCAGAGCGCGGAAUCCGAAGGUCAGGGUAUCGAAUUCUCGUGGAACAAAGAAAAAAUCUGGCAGAUUUUUGUCUUUGUUCCAGGGUCGUGACAAAUUAAUUUAGAUAUUUCUAUGCAUUAUAUCUGCCACAGUUUCUAUUAUCAUGGGUUUCCCCAAAGGACCCAAAUGGAGUGGUGCUCAAGUAUGAUAUAAAGAUAACACAGGUAUGCUUGUAGAAGUGGUUUUGUUAGUUUUCAGUGAAUCGAAUGACUAGCCUACGAGUAGGCUCUCGUCAUAAGCGCCGCACGACGCGUGUUUCUCCUCCCGCGGGAAGACUGGACGCGAGUCGGGGGGAGGUCGGCUGGAGUCUGGCACUAAUAAAGAGGGUGUUUCACCCCUUGCAGACCUCUCGUUGACUCUCAUUCAUCAAGGCCUCAUUCUUCCCCGCAGGCAAAGAAACGCUCGUGCUGAAGCGCUUAUAAUGAGGACCUUCGCACAGGCCAUUAGAAGAUUGUAUGUUACUGUGCGUGCCGUUUUAGAAUAGACUGGUUUGCGAGACCUAAGCUUCCAAGACCAACUGAAAGUGCUUUGGAAGGAUUUGGGUAAUGAGUGACCUUGCAGAUCAAAGAUUAUCAUCGGAUAACCUUGAUUUUAAACCAUAGUUUGAAACCAACGUAGGUCAUCUUUUUGAAACGUGCUUUGAAUGACAAAAUUGCUCUGUCGUUUAUGAUCAAUAAUUUAGUAAAAAAACAGAAUAAAAUACAUGUGCAAAUAAUCAUAUUAGCCAAAUGAUACAAACACCAAGAGCACUUUGUUUUUACAUUGAGUAGCUAGAGACAGAAUUCCAAAAAAAUCAACAAAUGACUUUAAUUUUGAUUUGUAAAUUAAUCGACCCUUAGGAGCUGUAAACUACAAAUAAAUUUAUACACCCACACGCAGGUAUUACGAGAGAAAAAUACUCUGUACCAUAAGUAGCCCAUAGGAAGUCGAGGUAGAUAUGUCAACUGCCUUAAGCGCGGAGAGGAGCGGGUGAGCAAAGUGCGGAUGGAUUUAUUUUUUGCUUCUGAUUGGCUGAGAUGGUGGCGUGAGGUUGAAAAACCAAUCGUAGAUUGAUGUCAUGGCACUCCCACACUGCUUUCCGCAUUCAAAUGCGAAAAAAAAUACCUUUUUGUUUCAUUGUAUUUCUUUUUCAAUUCUUAGUCGGACUCUCAACCUGAAUUCAAGUGUGUGAGUGGCAAAGAGUUAAAAUACCAAGAGAGAGUAGAAGAUGGAAACUAUUCUGCCCAAGUUAGAGCUAUUACCUCGUCCGGCAAUGGAUCGUGGAGUAACACUGUGUCUUUCUCGUAUUUCAUUGAAUCGCAGUCCACAGGUAAGUUUAAAGCUAUUUUUUGGUAUAGUUCCUAUUUCUCCAAAGCUACCGUAAAGCUGUCGCGCUUGCUUUGCAAUCCUUCUCCCAAAAGUCUUCCGAGGUGAUAAGAAACUCUGUUUUACAGCGAGGUUAAAACGAUUUUUAUUCGGCAGUCCUUAAUUGACAAGAAAAGUUCGGCGUCCGGCUUUAUUUUGAAGGAACGGCUUUUGGGAAUUUGGAAAAGGCUUAUGUAGCGGCAGUAAUUAUAUGAAUUUCACGAGUACAACAAGACUGUUUGCACCAUUCUCCAUUCUAACGAGAACCAAGUGAAGGAACACAAGUGGAUGUACUACAGAAGGGAUAGUGGUUAUUCAAAUCAAGUGUUUCUCAGUAAAUAUCCGGGAAACGGAUUAAAAAGCGUGCAGAGGGGAACUGGUACUAACUCACAAGCCGGCUCUCAGACUUCUUUGCAGCCGUUCUUUGGAUGUCACGCAGCCCUUUCUUUAAAAGAAAGGGUACGAUUGUGCGACAUCUGAACGGACGACUAAGAGGGAGACCAGGCGCUUUUGAACCGUGCCCUAACUUCGGUUGGCUUGGGUACCAGAGAGACUUCGUUUCGUAUAAGGUGCAAACACAAUUUUCACUAGGUUGUAAUUCUCUGCGCCACGGAACGCAUUCGUACCUUGUCAAAUGAUUUUGCUUUUGUGUUUUGUUGCAGUACCUCCCAUUGGAGAAAAAGAUGCGUUGUCCCUAGGGACUAUAGUGGGAGCCAGCUUGGCUGCUAGUGUUGUGUUUGUGUUAGCUUGUGGUUUUGUUGUGUGGUACAUUGCUCGUCAAAGAUACAAGAGGUAAGGUAGCGCUGUUCACUAUUGCCAUGGUAACAGUAACUCAUUCUUCAACAUGAAUUCACAUGAAUGACAAAUUCUUGGUUCUGUUUUGAAAAAUUCCAACAGGGUUUCUAGAAAGAAAUUUUUAAAUGCGCCAAAAAGUCUCGAAAAGGUUAACCAAGUUAUGGCAGACUUGUAGGGUACAGAAUUUCAAUGAAUAACCAUUUUCUGCCCGCAAAUGUCGCCCAAUUGAAGAAGAAAGGCAUGAAAGGAAAUUUAAAUAAAUGAAAGGAAAAUCGUUCCUUGCAGUUGUUUUAUCCAACAGUCGGAAUUUAUUUCUCUGUCUUCCAUUGCAAAAGCCCAAGUUUCAAAUUACCUUGUGGUAGGCCUUGCUGUUUUCUAUUUAAGCUCAGCCGAGCUGUGCGCGUUCCUUCCAUCAAAGAUUUCAUGAAUGUAUUCAAAAUAGCUCAUCACAUGCUUGCCUUUUCUACGACCGCUUUUCCAAUGCUUUGUUUGAUCACAUCAGGUACAGCGAUGAACAGAUCCCGGGUGUACUUUAUGCCUCUGUUAACCCAGAAUACAUGACAUCAACAGACGGUAAGGGGUAAUUGCUUCCUCAAAGAUCUUCUUUCUUUUUUUUCUUUUUUCUCUCCAACAGUUCGGUACGUUCUAACUGGAUGAAUCUUAUUUUUUUUUCAAUAUUUAAAUAAAGAGAUCAUUUGCAAGUACAUCGACUCUGUGAGUCCCACAGUGUAUAGGGUGAUGUCAACAUGGGAAAUUUUAGAUUACAUCCCCAUCCCAACCCCAAUCUUGUUCUCCUUUGCCAUCGUAUGUUGGUGUGGUCGCGCAAUACGUUCUCUCCUUCUGGAAAGUGUGUUGCAGUCCAGACCAGACAUUGGAUUCGACUAGAAGGAAAUGGACGCACGUCAUUCAGGGGGGCUAUAGAUUUACCCUCAGAGAGAAAACCCAAUUAAUUUUUCUUUCUUUUGAAGGGAAAUUUCAGUUUACUCUUUAUCUUCUCUGCCAUAGAAAAUGAAUAAAAACUUCCUUUUAUCCGUGAGAUUCAACUGAAUGGCAGGCCGGGAAAUUCCUAAAUCAACUAGGAGGUCUGCCAAUCAUAUUUACGCGCGCGUGAGUGGAAUAGAGUUUUAAUGUAAACUUUGUUGAACCCUCUUUUUUUGUGAUUGCAGUGUACAUUCCUGAUGAAUGGGAAUUCCCCCGAGAGAAAAUCAAACUGGUUCGUGAAUUAGGAAAUGGUUCCUUUGGGAUGGUUUACGAAGGAGAAGCUGAAGAUAUUACCCCCGGUGAUCAAAUGCGUAGAGUGGCUGUGAAGGUAUUAAAUCUGUUUGCUUUCUUGAUGUUUUCUGUCGUAAAGCGAAUUUAAGUUAAACAGACGUGAAGGAUGUUUACAGGAAAUAUAAAAAUGUCGUCUUUUUUUUUUAACUCAACUUGCGUCAUUUUUUAGCAUUUGUUUCCACUCUCAAAAUUGAAGCGGCAAUGAACUGACCAUCCAGUGUAAAAUCUGCUCAAACAUGGUGGCUAAAAUGAUCAUCAACCUUUUUACAUUACUUCAAUGUACGCAUUUUUAUUUGGCUAUCGAAGGUAAUCCUAAUUUGGUAAACAGAUAUUCUUCUGUGAUUGGCCCAAGAAUUCAAACCAUCUUCUCACAGAGUUUGCACGGGUCCUGGAAAGCCUAGAAAGUCAUGGAAUUUAGGUUUGGCCCCGGGAAAAUCAUGGAAAGCCAUGGAAUUUUCACAGCUUAAAAGUGUGCGAACCAACCAAUCAGAUUCAAAAGUAAAACCCAUCUUGUCUUAGCACUGGCGUUUUCCUGCGUUUCAGGCAGUUGACGGGUAAUCACGGGAUUACCAUUUGAUCCGACACUUAAUUCUCAGGACUAAAAUUAUAAGCAAUAUGUGGCAGAUAGUGAGGGGAAUUACUAAAGAGAUCUUAGGAGUGAAAGGGUUAAAGACUUGCUCGAUCGUUCAAUGUGUUAUUUUCCUCUUUACAGACUGUAAGUGAAAAUGCGUCGAUUCGAGACAGGGUGGAAUUUCUUCAAGAGGCGUCUGUUAUGAAGUGAGGGUUCAUAAAUUGUCGUAUUCAGUUUUUCAGUACAGCUACUUGGCUUCGUAUUUUCAGGUCUAAUUUAAUCACUGUUUUAAUUAAUUCUAAAAUGAUUGACGCCUUUGUGGCGACUAUAAGAGGCUGUAGUUAUAGCGUUAUAAGAAAACAUUAAACUUGAAAUUCCUGAAAAAAAUCCCUGAAAUUGGUGUAAUGUAAACAGAGCAAUAAUUUCGGCGGUCACAAAUUUCUUAGUGACAAAACAACGUUAGUGUGCCACGAAAAGUCUCGGUAAUAAAAGCAGGAACGAAAACUUAAGAAGUAGAUCUUCACAUUUUUGUAAUAAAAUUUUGAAGUGGAUGGCAGAUGUGACCCUUGCGUUAUAUAUCCUUGUUACUUUUUAUAUGGCGUUAACCAUCCGUACAAAUUCCACCAUCACAUUUAUCAAGUCCUUCUCUGUGUCUUUGUUCUCUUUUCAGACAAUUCUGUAGUAACCACGUGGUAAGGUUGUUGGGUGUGGUCUCAGAAGGGCAACCUACUCUUGUUAUCAUGGAGCUUAUGGAACUGGGAGAUCUUAAGAACUUCUUAAGGUCUCGUCGGCCAGGGGUAAGAUCUCGAUUUUAACGAACAUUUAGCGGUGGUUAUACUAGGAUUUUACACUUGAGUGAAGCGCGACGGAAGUUUGGCGACCGUGUUUUGACUUAAAAGUCGUGUUGAUGUCACGGGUAACAGGAUCCAGCGGUUACCACUGGAAACGAGGAAGGUUGCCCGUGACGACCUCGUCGCCAAACUUUUUUCUGUGACUCACUCAACUGUCGAUCGAAGUAAAAUGAUAGAUGAUGAUAAUAACGGUUUCAACUGUUGAACAUUUCUCGCAAGCAUGGGACUUAAAAAAGAUAAGACUACCCACGGGUAGAAUCUUGGGAAGGACGAUGAAUUUCAUGGAGUGAACUGAAAUAGAAAAGACACGAAGAUAAUCGAACUUAACCCUUUACCCCCUAACAUCAGAAUGCUUAUUCUCCAUACUGUUCUCCAUACAUUUUUAAAGAGGCUGACAAGGAGAAUUUGUUUAACAAUCAAGAGUUACUUUAGUUGGUGAUCAUUCCCUUUAUUCUCAUGACUUUCAUGUUUGUUUCAGGGGUGAUAUUGUAAGGAGAAAUUAUAUGCUAGUCACUCUUAAGGGCUAAAGGGUUAGGGAUGCCGUGUGGAAUUCAAUCUGCAUGGAAUUGGGACCAUUCAUCAUCAAUUUUGAUCAGAUUAAUUUUUUUCCUGAUUAAACAGGAAGGAACUCUGCCACCUCCAACGCUUCAAGAACUUAUCCAAAUGGCUGGAGAGAUUGCCGAUGGGAUGGCGUAUCUUGCGGCUAGAAAAUACGUGCACAGGUAGGAUUUAUACCUCAUAGCUGCCUUGCAAAUAGACUAAGUGUCUGAACAGAUUGACGCGUGGGCAACUAUCCAGCUGUUCAUUAGAUUCUUGAAAUUUUUACACUGAAAGAAGGUGGCCAAGGUAAUAUGUUGAGCCAUUCCCAGGCCCAAAAGUCAAGUCUUAACGAACUCAGAAUGUGACAAUUUUCCAGUUGAAACGUUCAUAUUUCCUUGACGUAUUAGAAUCAGGAUCUUUUCUAACGGAAUACUUCUUUUGUUAAAGAGAUCUCGCGGCACGAAACUGCAUGGUAAACGCGGAUUUUACUGUUAAAAUAGGAGGUGAGUUUUUAGUUAUUCAAUCCUUCUAAAGUCUGUCAUGUGUUCAAGUUGGGUCGUCAUGUCUUUGAUGUGUUUGUGUUUCAUUUGCUAUCGUGGUGGUAUAUAUCUUUUAAAUGAGUAUCUAUAACAUUGUCUUAACAGAUUUUGGAAUGACCCGUGAUAUUUACGAAACAGACUACUACAGAAAAGGAGGAAAAGGUAGCUUUAUUUAGUUAAUGCAUUCUUUCCCCAACUGUGAUUACCUUUCAAUUUUCCGACAUCCUUAGUUUGUCGAGUUCCGAUCUAUGAGACCUAGACCGAGAACCACAGCUCGUGUCUCCUCUAUCUUCUAUGCGCAUGUAGCCAAGAUUAGAGGGAAUUCAACUUUCUCCUAGUUACAAUUUCAAUCAUCCUUUAGGUUUGCUUCCUGUGCGGUGGAUGGCGCCUGAGUCUUUAAAAGAUGGUGUUUUUACAAGUUAUAGCGACGUUUGGUAAGUUGGAGAGAGGUUGCUUGAGAGAAAGUAUGAUAGUAUUCACAGCAUUUUUGUGUGAUUAUGCACUGUCAAAGCAAUUUCCAGUUGAGUGACGAAAGAAAUCUUUGAUUUCUUUGUUUUUGCUUUACUUCGUUAUUUUAUUGUUCCAGAAAAUUCGCGCCACUUUCACAACCAAUUAGAUUCAAAACCAAAACCAGUGGCGACUUGGUCCCUCGCACUUUUCCGCGCUUUAGGCAGUUCCUUUUUUAUACUUUGAUUUCUCAUUGGCCCCUCGUGAUAUCUCUUUUCCUAUAAUUGGUUGUCGUGAAUGAUUCGGUUUUGUUUUACGACACUCAAUCGAGAAGUGUCCUUUUUUCCAACCCGAGCUUUUGAAAACAUGACGUUAAGGUGCGAUGCCAAACUUGAUAAUUUUUCUUUGUAAUGUAGCUCAACAGAACGCUGUAACUAUAUACAAUUUUUGCCUGUUAUAGGUCGUUUGGCGUGGUGAUGUGGGAGAUGGCUACAUUGGCAGCCCAACCCUACCCUGGAAAGUCCAAUGAAGAGGUCCUUAAAUAUGUGGUGGACGGGGGAGUGAUGGAGAAACCCGAGGAAUGCCCUGAUAGGCUGUAAGUCACGUGGCUGUUAGCUUAUGUGUAGUAUGUUGUUUGGCUCUUUUGGUUAAAGACAGUGAUCUCACCUUGAGCUACCUUUUUCUUCAUUAGGGAAAAAAUAUUAAUUUAUCAAACCAAAAGGAAAUCCUGCUAUACAGGAUAAAGGAGCUUCCCACGGAUUUUCUGAAUGACAAAUUUCAAGAUAUUGUAUUGAAUUUUUUAAGGAUUGUUACACUGAACGCUCUAUCGCCUUCAAGGUUCUCAUCCUAUAAAUUUCAAACCCAAACUAACUAGUAACUAGUUUCAAAUUUUUCCUGUCAAUAACCACCCUGAAUCACACGUAAAGGUCACGAGAAUGAAGGAAAUGGUCACCAACUAAAGAAGCUCUUGUCGAUGAUUGUUAAGCAGAGUCUCCUCGUCAGCGCCUAAGGAAAUGUAUAGAGAACAUUAUGGAGAAUAUGCAUACUGAUCUGAGGGUGUAAAGGGUUAACGCAUGCCGAGAUUUUCGAGUUCCGUUUUUCCAUGUAAGUUCCGACAGUACUUGUACGUUGACUUGUGACAUUUAUGUUGUGGCUUUCGUUUCAGUUACGAGUUGAUGACACUUUGCUGGCAGUUUACUACCAAAGCCCGACCGACCUUUGUGUUUCUCAUUAGUGUGCUUGAGAACGACUUGUCUGAAGACUUCCGACAUCUCUCUUUUUACCACACUCUCCCAGAAGACCAGCUAAAAGGCCUAUUAAGCAGUCAUUACAAGCACAAGAACAGAGCUGAAACAACGGGCUCUACUAACAACGUUGAAUCGGCGGCUUAAUGUAUAAAACGAUGUUAAGAGCUGCCUUUUCGCCCUAGUUUAUUAUAACUAGAGCUCUUCGCUGUCAAAACCUUGUGUUAUGUAAAGAACCUUCUACUAUUUCGAUAGGUGUUUUAUAAUAGCAACAAAGUAUGUAUUUGGAUGCCUUCUUAUGCUACUAUUUCCUCUGCCCGAUGAAAAAGUAUUUACGAGAAAUUUCGGACGUUUUUUAGGUCAGAACGUGUAAAGGUGACUUCCAAACUCCAGGGGAGUCUAGGAAAUAAGCUCUAUAUCCCUUGGGGAUUUGGAUUUUCACAACAACAUUCGUCGAUACCUGUAAGUAAAUUGUGAAAAAAAAAAUGAAAAAAAUGAGACCCAACUUUCAUCCCGAGGAAAAGAGAAGAAAAAAAAAGCCCUUAGCUAAGCGAUAGUCUGAUAAAUUAAUAUGCUGUCUAGAUCAUUCUUUGGAAGUUGGCUGUAAGAAAUUGUCAUACAAAGAAAAAAGCUAUAUUAAAAUUAAAGUAUUCAUCUCUGUACACACACAUCUUCUUCUUUGGAAAAAGGCGCGAUGAAAGCUGCAGUCUGGAAGUGAACCAACGUUACGAUGAC